GCCAGUAAAUAUUCAAGAUUGAACAGAGAGAAGGAGAGAGGGAAUCGGAGCGAAAGGAUAGAGAGAGAGAAUACACGGAGAGGGAUAGGAAGGAAGCGGGAAAGACAAUAGGGGGCCAGAGAGUGUGGAUGAUCCGUGACAGCCGCAUUCACUUCUCUGGUCCCGGAUUGUAAUCGAAUCCAAGAGUUGUAUCAACCGAUAAAACCAUGAAAGACUUGGCCUGUUAUGAACACAACAAUGAAGCCCACAAACUAUUGAAACAAAUAAAUCAAUACUUGGAGCAAGAAUCCAAAUUUCUACCAAAGGCCAGUGGACUCCUUGCAAUUGAAGCCUCUUUAGAGAGUGAUGAUUGUAUCUCUCCAAAGUUAAGAGAUGCCAAAGUGGAAGAUCUCCGGAGUUUGACCAGAUUCUUCGGCUGCAGUACUGAAACUUUUGUUUUAGCGGUUAACCUACUGGACAGAUUUUUGUCGUUGAUGAAGGUGCGACCAAAACAUCUGCCUUGCCUUGGAUUAAGUGUCUUCCAUUUAGCAGCUAAAACCAUUGAGGAAGAAUGUAAUAUCCCUUCUGUCCAUGACCUCCUCCGCAUUAGCCAUUGCAAGUUUACGGUGUCUGACCUCAAGCGGAUGGAAAAGAUUGUCUAUGAGAAACUGAAUGGGGAAUUUAAGGCUGUCACUGCCUUGCAUUUUUUACAUUUGUAUCAUGCCCUGGCGCACUGCCAUGUCACCAGUGGGAAAGAAUUUCUGAUUCUUGACAGGCUGGAAGCACAGCUGAAAGCCUGCAGCUGCCGAUUUGUCUUUUCCAGAGCUAAACCAUCUGUAUUGGCCUUGUCCCUUCUGACUCUUGAAGUUGAAAACUUGAAAUCCAGUGACUUGUUUGAAAUUAUACUGCGUGUUCAAAAACAUUCCAAAAUUAGCCAUUAUGACUUGGCAUACUGGCGUGAAUUGGUGUCCAAAUGCCUGGCUGACUACUCUUCACCUGAAUGCUGCAAACCUGAUAACAAGAAACUAGUGUGGAUUGUUUCAAGACGUACAGCCCGUCAUUUACAGAAUAGUUAUUACAGUGUUCCUGAAUUGCCAACUAUCCCAGAAACUGGCUGCUUCAGUGAAACUGAAAGUGAGGAUUCGUGUGAAGAAAUGAGUUGUGGUGAAGAUGGUCUGAGCAGCUCUCCACAGAGUCUCUCGGAUGGUGAAUUCUUCUCUCAUGAUCUCUUGCACCAGUCGAAGUGGCAAAAUUUCUGUUUUCGCACUCAGUCUCCAAAUGUAUUAUAGAUCUGUGACUCAUCUUUGCACAUGUUGUUAUUGUUGUUCACUUGGCUCGGAUUUGAGGGUUUUUUUAAGUGAAGUUUUCUUUUUAAAAUCCAUUUAUAAGCUAAGUAGGGAUUGAAUUGCAACAAAGUUUCUAAAGUUCCGUUGUAGAUUACCUACAUCAGUUCAGAGGUCUUGCAGCCUCAUCCCCUCAUUCUUAUUAUUUGGCAUCAUUGUCCCUAGUAACUUUAUAUUGUGCUAAUGAAAAGUUACUCUGUCUUCAGCUCAGUGAGGUGAUGUCCUUCAAUUCCACUUGGACAAUAAUCACUCAUUGCUGAUGUAAAACUGAUUCUGUCCACUCUUCUGCUUGUUGGAGGCAAUUCUAUUGGCAUGGAAUUUUAUUUGCAAAAUAUGGUAAAAUAAAUAUCACAACAUCAUUUUAAGCUUAUUUUAGAAUAUCUAAAUACAUAUUUUCUUAUGAUUCUAAAACUAAAAGCACUGACUUAAAUUCCUUCAACACAUUCAUGCACAGUUUGACUAGAUAACCUACAGGGCUGUUCUGACUUUACUGUUAUCUGAUUUAUAAAAAUCAAAUGGUUGAGAGAGACUCUGUAAAAUGCAGCAAUUAUGGUAAAGCUAGUCAAGUGUCCUGCAAGCUAACAAAAAAUUCUACUUGUGACUGUGUUUAAAGUAAACAUUGCAUGCUAUCCAUGUCCAUUGACAGAGACAUGAAAAAUAAAUUGUGUUGUGCAUGCUAAAGGAGCACAGGUAUUUGGAUCUGCCAGAUGGCAGUGCAGCAUCAAUAAAUUGAUAACUUACAAACUCUGAUAAAGUAAGGCAAAUCUGAAAGGAGUAUUGCAGAUGUUUGAUCAUAUAACUCUUUAAAAUGAUUACAGAUAACCAUGUCUUUUUAUUAAAAAUCGUAAGUAUUUCAAGACUGACUUUAAACUGUAUCUGGAAAUUAAAUCCUUUACUAAACAUUUAUUGGUUGUAAAAUGUCAAAUUAGGAUAUUAGUGAGUGGGUGAAGUGUGAACUAAAAUUGAAUGUUAUUAUUGGACAUUUCCAUCACUUUAAAUUGCUAACCCAUAUCUACUGUAAUGGGAUAGUAUAGCUUCUUUUAAAAAAGGGACAAAAACUCAUUUUUGCCUUUUAAAAUUGUUUGAGUUAUCAAAUCAUUUCAAGUUAGAAUGUUAUGGGAUCAUUUUAUGUUGUUGCUUUACAGAUUCCAUUUUAUAGAACCAAUUAUUUUGAGUGAAGUAACAUCAAAUUUAAGCGUGUACUGAAAUUCUACAGUGUUGUCGGAUUUUUUUUUUCUGAUGGAAGAUUUAAACUCUUCACCAAUUGUACCUCCUGCACAUCAAAGCUUGCUGUCUGCAUCUGUCACUAAUACAUGGUUUGUGAAAAGUGCAGAUGUGGUAGAUAGAAUGCCAAUAACAACUCUUCAUGCUUGUCACUCCAACUGCUUGGAGAAUGUUUGGGUUAGGCAUACAUGUUGCUUAUAGUAAAAUACAAGUUUUAUUUUAAAAAGGACAAAAGUGCCAACUGGAGGAAAUGUACUUUUUAAAAUUGUAAAUAUUACAGCUAUUUGAGAUGGUACUUUUGUUAAAACUGUUGUACUUUUUUUUAGAAACUAACAAUUACCUCAAACUGAGCCGUUGGAAUAGUAACUUGGUUUUUGUACAAUGUAUUGGCCACUUCAUGUGCCAACCAGAUAUUUUUGAGAAUUUUACUUUGUUAUUACAAUGUACUAUUGAUUUUGUUUGAUCAAUGAACAGGCUUUUUUUUUGUUUCAGAUAUGAAGUAAGAGUUGUUGCACAUAACCUCUCUGUGCAGCAGUGAUGUAUGCAAGAGAAAUCCUAGUUUACAAACCAAUGUAUAUAAUAAUGUAACCUAAACGUACAAGAAAGAAGUGCACUUAUUUUCCCCUUAUUCAGGUAUGAAAGCAACCAAUGCACUUAUGAAAAGUGUUGUAUGUAGCACUGUCUGGUUCUGUAGCAUUGUGUACAAAUUCCCUGUAGAUAUUAACUUAUUGUAUCUUUCCAAUUUAUUUAUAUAUAUAUAUAUAUAUAGUAAAAAUAUAUCAACCUGAAACUCCUACCAACAAGGGAUGAGUAAAUAAAGACUCUUUUGAAAUCUGUUUUAUUUUGUUCAGAAGUUCUAGAUUAUACUUGACUGCCACAGUGCAUAUGUAAAUCUAAUGAACCUCAUUGUCUCUGGAUUUUUGAUCAACAAAAGAAACAACAUGACCUUAAACUUUAGAUGAUGCUGCCUUCAUUAGUUUUAAGAAGAAAAUCCCACAACUUAAUGACUGAUGGUCUGUCUUUUUCCCAGUCUUAAAUGGGAGGUCCCCUAAAUUUUUUUUAAAGCUAUGUUUCCCCUACCUGGAGAUAUGCACACCCUGUCAAAUUACCUCAGAAUGUUUGUAUCUGUUUCAGAGAUUUACCUUUUUACCUUUUUUUUUUUGAAGUUUGUAGAAUGAAAAGGCAAAGAUUCCUGUUGGCUAAUCAAUCCUUCUGUGCCAACAUGUUUGCCUCUACACCAUGAGCACUUACCUUAUGUGGUAACCUUGAUGUGUGAUACCAUGUUGAAAGUCUUUUGGAAGUACACCAAAUAGCUUAAAUACUAGCCAUUAUUUUCUGUCCAAACUUUUAUCCUAUUUUCACUUCAGCCAAAUCUGCCUUCAUAUCUUUGUAUUGCAUGUGUUUGAGUUUGGGAUACUAGCCUUAAGUCUACUUUGCUUACACUCACAUGCACUGGGCGCAUGGAGCAGAACAAUUUGAGAUGAUGGAAUCUCACGUGAGUCAUACGUGCUUAGGUCUGAAAGCAUCAAAAGCUGGGAUGUGGGCUCAGAACCAGCAGUGAUUCACCUCCAUGAGUUCCACGCGGUGGUAACCAAUUAAGUUAAUUACAAUUACUGUCUUAGACCUUUGUAAAGUCUUCCUCAAAGUGCUGAAACAAGGCCCACUGGGAUUUGAAUCAGUUUUAUUAUCAGGUACUUAAAUAAGUACAAUGAAAAGUUUUUAUAAGUUGCCAAUUACAGCAUCAUCUUAGGUACAGAGUACUUGGGUACAAUCCUUAGUUACAGUUAAUUGCCAAUCAUCAUUUUGAUAGCCAAGGCACAGUAAGAUGCUCCAGUUGGAGCUCCUCUGCUUGUCAGUUCCUUUUGCUUUCUUUUUCCCCUCUUUGCAGCAGCUUUUCUUCCCAUCCCCCUGCAACAUUGUAAACAAUUACCCUACCUGGAGAAUGGGGGCAAGACAAAGUCACAACGAGAGCCUGGGCAGGAGUGGACCACACAGGCUGAGCUGCAGAGUGGCAGCAGAGCUGGUGGGCCGAGUUCCAGAGCAGAGAGUGGACCAAGUCUCAGCCAAAGCACAGAGCAGCAGCAGAACGAGCACACGCCAAGUCCCAGAACUGCAACAGAGAAAGUCCUGGACAGAGACCCGUUCAUGGAGGCAGGGUGGCCUCGUGUUCUGAAGCCCGAUGGGACUAUAAGGACUUUAACUUAAGUAUUUUACAGACACUUUUUAUUCUCGUCUGGACUUUUAAGCUCUGUAUUCCUAAGCUAAUAUAUUUUUUCACUAUUUCCAUUCUGUGAAACAACAUUUAAAGUAUCUGUACCUAGGUAUCUUGUACCAAAGAUGACGGCAAGAGGUGCCAUUACAAACUUUUCACUGCACAUGUCUAUAAAGGCUAUUAAAUUAAAUGGCAGCAUAAGAGGGUCAGCUGAUAUUUACUGCUACAGAUAUCUUGUGUGAAUUUGCUAGCAUCUCCCAUGAACAGGACAUUUUCGAUAAGUAAACAGAUAUUUUUCCUUUAAUGUAUCCACCACCGCAUAUCCUCAAUUAAAAAUCUAACUUUUCUUCCUGUUAUAA
Molecule: messenger RNA, 5117 nt
Organism: Stegostoma tigrinum
Lineage: Eukaryota; Metazoa; Chordata; Chondrichthyes; Orectolobiformes; Stegostomatidae
Gene: ccng2
Product: cyclin G2
Exons: 8
Coding region: 207-1268 (353 amino acids)
Biological process (GO): regulation of cyclin-dependent protein serine/threonine kinase activity; mitotic cell cycle phase transition
Cellular component (GO): cyclin-dependent protein kinase holoenzyme complex; cytoplasm; nucleus
Molecular function (GO): cyclin-dependent protein serine/threonine kinase regulator activity
Source: RefSeq, a predicted model, not a curated record